Molecule: messenger RNA, 6401 nt
Organism: Solea solea (common sole)
Lineage: Eukaryota; Metazoa; Chordata; Actinopteri; Pleuronectiformes; Soleidae
Product: guanine nucleotide-binding protein subunit beta-4
Exons: 12
Coding region: 444-1481 (345 amino acids)
Biological process (GO): G protein-coupled receptor signaling pathway
Cellular component (GO): cytoplasm; heterotrimeric G-protein complex
Molecular function (GO): signaling receptor complex adaptor activity; protein binding
Source: RefSeq, a predicted model, not a curated record
ACUCCAGCUCUGCCUCUCUCCAUUUAAUGCAGCAUCUACUGUCCCAGCUGAUAGGAAGAACUGAAACCAAAGAGCUGUGUGCGACUCGUAAUCCAUGCCAUUUAGGACGUACGUCGACAACAUCCAUAUCCUCUGCUUCUCAUCUGCACUGGAAAAAGCUGGAACCAUGGUUGUCGUGUGAAAACGGACCGGUGUGAUUCGGGAUUGUAAGCACGGACAGAGUAAAAAAAAAAGAAGCCUGUUUCAGGUGGCAUCUGGUGAAGCGCGUGUGUGUGUGUGUGUGUGGGUGUGUGAGUGAGAGUGAGAGUGAGUGUGUGUGUGUGUGUGUGUGUGUGUGUGUGUGUGUGUGUGUGUGUGCGCAGGCACACGUGUAGGCACGUGUGUUUAUCCAGGCCACUAAGUAUUGGGAGCAGAUUGUGACCUGAACACACCACAGAGUGACAAUGAGCGAGCUAGAACAGUUGCGGCAGGAAGCUGAGCAGCUACGCAAUCAGAUUCGGGAUGCCAGGAAAGCCUGUAGUGACUCCACUCUGUCACAGAUCACAGCUGGUUUGGACUCAGUGGGCCGGAUACAGAUGCGGACGCGACGCACUCUCAGGGGCCACCUGGCCAAGAUCUAUGCAAUGCACUGGGGAAGCGACUCCAGUGACGGCAGUCCCAGGUGUCUCGUGAGUGCCUCGCAAGAUGGAAAGCUAAUCAUCUGGGACAGCUACACAACAAAUAAGAUGCAUGCCAUCCCACUCCGCUCCUCCUGGGUAAUGACGUGCGCUUACGCCCCCUCUGGGAACUAUGUGGCCUGUGGAGGUCUGGACAACAUCUGCUCCAUAUACAGCCUGAAGACCCGGGAAGGCAAUGUACGCGUGACCCGGGAGCUACCUGGACACACAGGUUAUUUGUCCUGCUGUCGUUUCUUGGAUGACAACCAGAUACUGACCAGCUCUGGUGACACCACCUGUGCAUUGUGGGACAUAGAGACAGGCCAGCUGGCCACCACCUUUGCUGGCCACACAGGAGAUGUGAUGAGUUUGUCUCUAAGCCCUGAUUACAAGACCUUUGUGUCAGGAGCCUGUGACGCCACCUCCAAGUUGUGGGACAUCCGUGAUGGCAUGUGCAGGCAAUCCUUCACUGGCCAUGUGUCCGACAUCAACGCUGUCACUUUUUUCCCUAACGGGAAUGCCUUUGGCACAGGCUCAGAUGACGCCACCUGCAGGCUGUUUGACCUGCGUGCUGACCAGGAGCUGAUGAUGUACAGCCACGACAACAUUAUCUGUGGCAUCACUUCUGUGGCUUUCUCCAAGAGUGGUCGCCUGCUCCUGGCCGGCUAUGAUGACUUCAACUGCAACGUCUGGGACACUCUGAAAGGAGAGCGUGCAGGUGUGCUAGCAGGCCAUGACAACAGAGUCAGCUGUUUAGGAGUGACAGAAGACGGCAUGGCUGUGGCCACGGGCUCCUGGGACAGUUUCCUCCGGAUUUGGAACUAAAACAAACCACCUCCCUAUCAAACUCGAUCACUGCCUGCCGAACUCCUCCCUGCAAACAUACCCAACCCAUCCCGACUCAUCUGCUGGGCUGGAGCUGAGGGGUGCACACUGUGUCAGCCAAAAUCCUCUUAAUUCACCCCCAGUUCUCCUCUCCUCUGCCCAUCUGUGAGAAAGUAUUGACUCUUUCUACCUUUAUAAGUGUUUUGGGUUUGUUUUUUUUUGUCCAUGCAGCGACGCACAGCAACAAAACUUAAGAACUUAAAUUAAAGUUGUCCAAUCAAACAAAAUUUUAUGAAAAACUGAAGGAAGAAAUAUAGAUCUGUUACCAUGACCAACAACAAAUGAGAUGACCAUCAGUAUGUCAGUAUGUAAUGUGUGUAUAUAUAAAGACAGUAUAUAUGUAUAGCAUUAUGUGUGUAUAUAUGCAUCAUAUAUGCAUAUAUAAUCUGUAUGUAUAUGUUUUUGUAGUUUUAUUUCCCACCCUUUUAGUUUUUUUUAAUAUAUAUAUAAAUUUCUUGGGGGGGGUUAUGUUUUAUUUCAAAUGUACAUAUUCCCAUUACUAUACAACAAAAUGCCAGAAACGUGAAUUUUGUCCCAUGUGAGUAUCAGACAAGUUACAUUUAGUUACAACGGAUCAUUAUUGAACUUUAAUCCAGCGACAAAAGAAGCAUAUGGCAAGUAAAAGAAACAAUUAAAAACAACUAUGAUUUGGCUUUUCUAAACUUUGCUUUCUUCAUUUAUAUAAGUGUAUUGUGGUAAAGGGAAGUGGGAAUAAUUCUAAAUGUUGCUUUCCUGUGAAUGACGACUGGCAUAUUGUUUCUUGUUCUUUUUUAACAACAUGGCCCCUCGCAUUUUGAAAAGUAGUUGUCACACUUAAGAGUGAGAGAGAGGAUGUAAAACCAACAAGUUGUUUUCUCAAGGUUUUUUUGGUUUCUGAAUUCAGCUUUAGCUUCAAAGUAGUUCCUGCUUCAGCCUUGACUCAAGUUGAUCGUGAUCUUAUCGAUAUUGGACAUUGAAUAUCUGAGGACCACGGCUGUUACAUGCAAGUAGCUGUGAGUAAAGAAUUACAUCCCCGUUAUUCUCCCUAAACGUCCUCUGCAUCUAAGCAGCCCUCCAGUUUCAUCUGGCCUGCAGAAUCUACACGUUUCUCUAAAGUUGAGAUGUGCUUCUCAAGUUCCCCAUAUAAAUGAUACUGGUGGAGAGAAUGGCAUCGUGCAGAGAAAGACGUAUUCUUCCUUGAGCCAAAGCUGUUUUCUACCUGUGAGCCUGUGACAGUAAGGCCUGUGAGGACAAAUAUAAGAGUGGUCAUUUGUUAUGGGAGGAAAUGAAAGGACCAUAAAGGACAGCAUUGACUUGGUCCACAGCUUUUGAGGACUAGAGAAAAGAAGACGAGAAGGAGAUGUAUGUGUCAGAGCUCACUUUUUUAUUUUCUUUCUGAUUUACUUAAUGAAGGAUCAGCGAGUCCUUUUUGUUGUCAACACGGUGAGAUCUGCGUGACUGCAUGGAACUGGUGUCAUGUUAGCCACUCCCAAAUCACAUCAGUGCCACAUGCCUGUAAAAAAAAAAAAGGAAACAAACAAAAAUAGAUAAGUGUUAAUCACACUCAGUAGUUCACUUGACAGAAAUAGCUAGACGUGCACUCGCAAACACUAGUUCAAAUGUAAGUUGGUAUUUCUGGCUUUAAGUAUUUUCUCACAGGCAUCUUUCAGUAUUUUAGUUAUUCUAAAUGUGUGUGAGUUGGACCUAUCCAUCAGCUGUCUCAGGUGCCUACCUUUUUAAAUAUAAACAUUUGCCAACAUGCUUUGGAUAAAGAACCGUUCAUGCUCUUUCAAGAUGUGGCACUUUUGUGUCUCCAUUCUGCCUUACAAUGCCAUACAUAACAAGAAGUUAAUACUAGCAUGGACAACAGUAAUGUUCUCCUGCUGCUAUUCCUUUUUACACGCUGAUCAAUAAGAAUGAUGAAAAAAUGCUGUUUUCUUUCCUUUACACCAUAGAAGCACAUUCUGAUACUAGUGAACACUAAAAAGCAUGCUUACAGUAAACCACCAUGGCCACAUGCAGCUCCAUACUGCUCCUUAUAGCAAGUGUUUUACAUCACUUUUUAUACAAUUCUGUUUUCUACUACUACCAUACAGUUUGUAGUAUUUAUUAAGGUUCAAUCAGCUGUCAGUGAAAGCCCUGUCUGGCAUAACAUGAUUUCUUGUGAUUUUAGAAGGUUUUAGCUGCUUAUACUUUGCUUCGCAUUAAAGACUCCAUUUUGAGAGAAUUCAAAAUAACAGGUUUUGUUUUUUAGCCUGAGAGUAUAUUUGAGAUGUGUAGGGUGAGAUGUGAAUUACAUAUCCUAAUUGAGGUGUAUGUGUGUGUGUGUGUAUGUUGGGGAAGAGGAGGGAAGACUAGGGUAGGUAGGGGGUUGAUUUGAUUUGUGGAUAACAUAUAGAUCUAAGUGUUACUUCCUCAUUUGUGCCAAUGUUAUCCACAGACCCUGAGCUGUGAACUAGUCAUUGUGACAAAAAGAAAAAAAAAAAAAACAGAAAACAUGUUAGCUCACUUUACACAAGUGCCAGCCUUUCUCCAUGUCUAUCAUUCAAGGUCAUGUGUGGGAUUUUAUACACAGUCUGUCUGUCAUACAGGUAAACUGCUUAUGUCUCAACAUGUUUUUCUACCCCAAAUGUUAUUGAGCUUAUCACACUCACGUUUCUAUUUUAAGACACUGGAUAUCAGAUGUUCAUGUGUCCCUAGAUCUAGUGACACAGUGACAGACUUACAGUUUAUAUUUAAAGGAAUAGUUUGACAUUUUGGGAGCUGUUCACUUUCUGGCUGUUGGGUGAUUCCCAUACCAUUGUUGUGUUAAAACUGUUGGAUACUAAGCUUCCAUGAUUGAGGUCUUCAUUUGUUCUCAUUCGUUUUUUGAGAUGUAUGAUUUUUGGCCCAUAUUUUUGUUUAUAUGAAAACCAAGUAAAAGCCAUGUGGUGCUACAGUGGCUAUCAUUGUUGCCUCACAGCAAGAACAUCACUGAUUAGGAUUCAGGUUCGACUGAGGGCCUCUCUGCUGUUUUGGCAUGUUCUCAUGUGCGUGUGGGAUCUCUCUGGGUACUCAAAAACAUGCAGACGUUAAUUGGAAACUCUAAACUGACCAUAGGUGUGAGAGUGUCUCUGUAUCUUUGCCCUGUGAUGGACUGGCAAUCUGUCCAGAGCCUGCUUUUGCCCCCCACUACCCUCAUGUGGGGAAUAAAGUGGUAGAGAAUGAAUGAAUGAAUGAAUGAAAACCAAGUACUCUAUGUCACAGUAAGCUCUUUCUGUAGCGUACCCAUGAGAGAACCAUCACAUAAUUACUUUGGUAUUGUAGAAAACAUAUUAAAAGGUCUAGUGUGUAAGAAAUGGAGGACUCCCACACUCACUCCCUCAGUUGCAAAGAAAUGUUGUGGCCUUAUGCUGUAGAAACCUGGAGGUGCAAGAUGGUGGCCCUUGCCCUAAGUAUUCCUAAAAUUGCCCAGGCGAUUCUAAGACUAAACCCCCCGAAUUAUUUUAAAGUGAGUUAUAGUUGGUUUCUGCCAAUAAACCCUCCUAAACUUACACAGUGGAUCUUUAAUGGAGGGGAAUUAUUGGGAACUUGACUUGACUGUGCUGCCACUCCUGUCUGCCAAGAGACUUAUGGAAUGUAGCCCAGACUCCAUGAACUACAAAAAACGUAGCUCACGCUUUAUGAAAACCUAUCAUAAAAAUAUGUUUUAAAAACUAAAUUAAAGAGUAAAAAAACCACAAGCAGCAGCCUUGUCUUAGCUAGGAACUCCAGUUGGUUGCCUGGAAACUGGACCAGAACAUACAGUUCUCCAACUUCUUGUUCAGUAUUGAACAAACCGACAUAGCUACAUUUGUCAUUAGUUAGUUUACAGGCAUUUUAUCAGCAGUUUUUGUUUGUACUUACAAAAAGUUAAUCUAUAGCUGUUUGUUUCAUUUUCUGACUUUGUGCUAAGCUAAGCUAAACUAAGCUAAGCUAGUCUGCAGUAAGUAUGGUCAACAGAGACAAAAGUCACCUGAAAUUACAUCUCCACCAGAAAGUGAAUCAUUUAUUUCCCUUUAUCUCAAACCAUCCCAACCCCAUCUUCACUUACAUAUUCUGUGAACUUUUAAAAACAAAAGCACCAUAGUCCUUACCAGGUAAAAACGUGAUAUUCAGCAGGCGGCCAUUUCCUCACAGUGUGUGUAAUUCAGCAGUAUUAGCAGCUGGAACCUGGAAUAGCAAGUUAACACUUUGUGCCUGUGCAGUUCACUCAUAAACAGAGGUGCUUUGCUUCAUUCAUUAGCACAAUCGUCUUGUAUUUAUUCCCACCCCCCUCCCAAUGGUUCAGUCCCAUUACUUGUCACCUGCUUGUCUGUCAACACCUGAUGCUUGAAGGUCUGAAGUGUCAGGACUUUAUUUUAAUCCUUGAGUUAACAUCUAACUUUAAAGAUUAAAUGUAAAACCUGUGCAGCAUAGUCGGGCAAUGAUUGAUGAUGAUGAUGAUGAUGAUGAUACACUUCAUGAUCUUAACUGAAUUUACAAAAAAUGUUUUACACACUAAAGGGGAGGGGGGAUCGUCACCAUUUGAAUUGGUUGUAUCACACAUAACCACCACCACCACAACAUCCUCACAAAUAUAAUGCACUGCCCCUUGACUCUACAACCUACUGUUCUGACAUUUAAAUUUUUUUUUUUUUGGUUUUAUUUAUUGUUAUAUGUAAGCCAGUAAAGACCAGGGACUCGGUGCCAUGAUAAUUCUCUUACAGUGCUAUCGUGUGAAAUUAUAAUCACUUGUUAUGGAAUAAUUUUUAUAGUCUUUUUCACACCAGACCUUUUUUUUGUAUUUGUACAGUGGCUUGGUUAUACUGAUAUGUUGCCAUGAGUUAUUGUAACCAAUAAAAAAAAAGCUUUUAACCAAGA